AUGCCCUCCUAUCUCAUCACGGGCGCCAGUCGAGGGUUGGGCUACACCUGGCUUAAGCACCUCUCCUCCAAUCCUGCAAAUAUUGUCAUUGCCUUGGUCCGCAACAAAGGUACAACCCAAAAUCGACUGGUCGACGAUAACCUCACCAAUGUGCACCUUGUCUGUGCGGACAUCACCGACGCCAAAGCCCUACAGACCGUUGCCGAGCAAGUCAGCAAGAUCACCGGUGGAAGUUUAGACAUCCUGAUCAACAACGCCGCAAUCCUAACCCCGAACAGUGCAUUCAACUCCAUUGUCGAUUUAUCCCCAGAGGUCUUGGAAGAGAACAUCCUAGAUUCAUGCAGAACAAAUGUCGUAGGGGUGGCACACACAAUCAAUGCACUCCUACCACUUAUUCGAAAAGGGAGAGAAAAAAAAGUUAUGCUUAUCUCGACGCUAUUGUCAGACAUGGAUUUUGUCAGCCGCUUCGCAAUUGAUAAUGCAACCCCAUAUUCCGUUUCCAAGGCCGCGGCCAACCUUCUCAUGGCCAAGUACCACGCAGCCCUUGGAGCUACGGAAGGGAUACUUUUCAUGGCGAUUAGUCCCGGCGUUGUAUCCAAGCCAGACAUGACACCAACGGUAGACGAAGCAGAGGGGAGGCGGAAAAUGGCCGGCAAAUUGAAAUCGUACGCGCCACACUUCACAGGCCCAGUCACUAUGGAGGAGAGUGUGAGGAUGCAGCUGGAGGUCAUUGACAAAGCGACCGUGGAAACCUAUGGUGGAACUUUUGUCAGUCACUUUGGGAAUAAAAAAUGGCUGUGA
Messenger RNA from Penicillium egyptiacum, 801 nucleotides. The record is from the annotation of a GenBank genome assembly. Lineage: Eukaryota; Fungi; Ascomycota; Eurotiomycetes; Eurotiales; Aspergillaceae.